Messenger RNA from Heterobilharzia americana, 1878 nucleotides. The record is from the annotation of a GenBank genome assembly. NCBI's taxonomy places the organism in Eukaryota, Metazoa, Platyhelminthes, Trematoda, Strigeidida, Schistosomatidae.
ACACGGGCGCGGUUUAUAAAGUUGUCUUUCGUGUAAGAUCUUUUCGUUGUUUUCUUCCGUUCCUUCAGGGAGUAAGAGACAAUCCAAACGUGUUUUGAAGUACUGUUAAAUGUAUCGAUGAUAGGAGCGGAUUUCUAUUUAAUUAUUGCUAUGUUCAACCUGUUUCAAUAGGAGUUCAAACUCCUCUCCAGCUUUUGUUUACUGUUACUGGAAUAUUGUUAUUAUAAUAAUACAUUAUUAGAAAAAUGGAAGGUGGUACCAUAAUAGACACAUUUUUCACCAGCUCAUCUUUUGAUGCAUUCGAUGUGUUGUAUUCAUUACUAUUUGCUCUUCUUGUGUUUUGUGUUUUGGCACCAACUACGGAGUUUAUAUCAGCUGGUGUGACACUGGAGAACUUUUUCAGUCGGUUUCUUGGCAAUGAAAAUUUACACUUCGUCCAGUAUCAUUUAAAAAGAACGGUUAUGGUACGGAUUUUUUCAUCGUCCUUAAUAUUUCUAUAUUUCAUUUUCAUGCAAUCGUUAUCCAAGAAUGUAGCACUCGCUGCUCCAAAUAUCUCAGUUCCAUUUACAAUUUGGGAUGUAAUUUUAUGGAUUGGUAUAGGCAGUUUCUCUAUUAUAGGUCUACACACCUACUUAGUAUGGUAUGGAUUUGGUUCAUGGUAUGGUCAUCCAACAAUUUUAUCAUUGCAACAAAUCAUUAUGGAGUCAAGAUCUAGAACACAGUCAGCUACAUCACCAUCGACAUCAUUUUCCUUGUCUAAUGGUACACUUGAUAUUGCUAUAAGGGCUGUAAUAUCAUCAAUAAAUUCUGAAUAUCAAGGUUCUGACAAAUUUGUAGCCGGUCAUGGAAGUCUAUCGACUAAUUGGCCGGGUCGACGAUUUAUUGUAACUAAUUCAUGGAUCUUGGCCACACGUUUAACAGAAUUUAAAGUGGUCAAACAAUCCUCAGAAAAUAUGCUGGCUAUCGUCGCUUCAGCCUUUUCGGUGUUGGAUCCGGGCUCUUUAACUCAAGGUGGUCAACCAGAUGGAGAGAAUUUAGGUGUACAAACAAUGGUCACAGUUAGAUUUGUACGUACUGAUACAGGAGUAUGUAUGCUUAGUUUUGGAUUGCCAGCAUCGAACUUAGAUGAAUUACGUAGUAAACUUCAAUGUUCUCUUAUACGAGCACAAGGUGUUGAAUUGGAGCCAACAAUUAUCCAACGAUUUAUUGAAGCAUUCACAAAGGUUGUCGAUGAAAAUCCAUCUGUAAAACUACCAGCUGGUUAUGAAUUAGAACAGUGCAUUGGAUGUAUGGUCCAACAGGUGAAUGUUACACUUAACCGCCAAUGUGAAUCUUCCGCAUUAUCAUCAGUCAGUAAUGAUCAAUCAACAGAUAGUAAUCUAUGUGGUAUAUGCUAUUGUAGACCAUUAUGGUGUUUAGAAUGUUUAGCACGUUGGUUUGCUUCAAGGCAAACAAAUAAUCAUCGACCACCUAGCCAAUGGCUUUCGGGACGUGUUUCGUGUCCAACUUGUCGUACCUACUUUUGUGCUCGUGAUGUUUCACGACUUAGUGUCAGUCAACAGUCGGAUUAAGUUUUAUAUUGAAUAAAUAUGUUCAGAGAAUAGAAGUAUCUAAAUUGUGAUAUAUAUAUAUAUAUACUCUCCUCCUUCCUUUCGUUCACAAACACAGUUUGUGAGUGAAUAUGAUUGUAUGUUUUUCAUAGUUUUUCACUUAUGUGCACAUUUAUGCGGUGUUUAUUUCCUGUGCUGCUUUCCCUUCUGUAUUUUGCCUUAUUAUUUAGUGCCUUUUUUUUUUAUUAUUAAUCUGCUGAAAUUGUUUGUUUUGUUCUCAUUUUCAUUCGAAAAGGAGUUGCGGCAAUUUUUCAAUAAAACAUUAACC